AUGGAUAGAAACAAUAAGAAAGGCAAAAAAACUCUUGAUCUUACCUUAAAGUUGGGGCCAUCAAAUCAAGAGGAUGAUGAGGCUUCUGAAGAAAAUCCUGAUUUGAUGUACAAUGGAUACUAUGUUGUACAUCAUCCAAAUAUCAUGGGCUAUGGCUUCCAAAUGGGUUUCGAACCGGCAUUUGUAGGGCAGGCUAGCAAUAACUUUGUGUACCAAGGCCAUUAUGCUGCUCAAAACUAUUCUGCAAGCAACAAUAACCCUGGAAAGUAUUGUAGAGUUUGUGGUCGUACAAGGACUCCAUUAUGGAGGAAAGGACCAACUGGUCAUCAAGUA
Molecule: messenger RNA, 333 nt
Organism: Striga asiatica
Lineage: Eukaryota; Viridiplantae; Streptophyta; Magnoliopsida; Lamiales; Orobanchaceae
Source: the annotation of a GenBank genome assembly